Messenger RNA from Stereum hirsutum FP-91666 SS1, 918 nucleotides. Its product is annotated as RNA-binding domain-containing protein. Bases 1 to 918 code for a protein of 305 amino acids. The transcript has a single exon. Gene Ontology annotation, molecular function: RNA binding. NCBI's taxonomy places the organism in Eukaryota, Fungi, Basidiomycota, Agaricomycetes, Russulales, Stereaceae. The record is from RefSeq and is a predicted model, not a curated record. Gene Ontology annotation, cellular component: nucleoplasm. Gene Ontology annotation, biological process: regulation of gene expression.
AUGAAUACUCGGGUACGCGAUUCACACUAUGCACGUCCUCUGUCACCUACGAACGUCGUCUCUUACAUACUCUCCCAAGACUCACCCUCAAACCCAACCUCAUAUUCGUCUUCCGAGUCGGCCCCCGUUGCUACAAUUUAUAUCAAAAAUCUCCCUUGGUCACUCCUGUCUUCCCCGGAGACCCUCUCCGAGCCCUUUAGCCGCUUCGGCUCUGUCGUCUCCGCCCACAUUCCCGCGAGAGGCGGGCGGCCCAUGGGCUUCGGGUUCGUCACCUUCGAGGACCCUGCCUCGGUAAAAGCAGCCAUCGAGGAGAUGAACGGCGAGGAGCUCGAUGGACGCGUCGUGGAGGUUUCCGAGGCGGUCCGGAAUUCGACCGCGAACGCAGACGGCGGCAGGGAGAGACGCCCCCAGACACAGAGGAGGAGCAACCCGCCGUCUGAGACAUUGUUCGUCAGGAAUUUGAAUGGUGCUAGCAGCGAGGAGGUCUCCAGCGUCUUCGAUAAUCUGGGAGCGGUCCAGGUGAGGUACAGAGAGGAGAAUGGGUUUGCCCAUAUUACGUUCGCGGAUGCGGAGGAGGCCGGAAAGGCUUUGGAGGCAGUACAGGGGAUUGAAAUUGGCGGGAACUCCAUCGCUGCGGACUACAACAGGCCGAGGGAGGAGAGGAGUGAAGGUGGCGGCGGAGGAUAUGGAGGUGGAAGGGGAGGAGGACGUGGUGGAUACGGUGGUGGAGGAAGAAGUGGCGGUUACGGAGUGCGUGACGGUGACUCUGGAGGUAGGGGUGGCGGAUAUGGUGGUGGAGGACGCGGUGGAGGGUACGGUGGUGGAGGACGUGGUGGAGGGUACGGUGGUGGAGGACGUGGUGGAGGGUACGGUGGCGGUGGACGCAGCGGUGGCUACGGUGGUGGGGACAGGUACUGA